Molecule: messenger RNA, 3571 nt
Organism: Bursaphelenchus okinawaensis
Lineage: Eukaryota; Metazoa; Nematoda; Chromadorea; Rhabditida; Aphelenchoididae
Source: the annotation of a GenBank genome assembly
AUGCAGAUCUUUGCCGAAAGACUGGAGCCAGAAGUAAGUAGUAUCGGUAUGGAGUUAUUUUUACACAGGGGUCCAAAUUUACAAUUACAGCAUGAAUUAGAGAGUUUUUAAAUAAAUUUGAGAAAUUUCAGUUGUGGUGCAUUGUCAUUAAGCAUGUGACGAUAGUGGAGGAUACUGUAAUAUUGGCUAUGAUGAAUAAAUACUUUUAUAAGCUUGUAAAUAUGGAUUUUAAAAAGUUGUGUUAUGAUCAUUUAGUAUAUCGCCUUGAAGGCGAGACCUGGGCACAUGCUUUUCUAAAGUAAGUAUUUAGAACUGCUUUAAGUGAAAGCUAAUCUAGUGAAUUUAAAUUUUUUUUUAUUUUUUAAAUGUCAGAAAAUGGCAACUUUCAAUUAUGAAUUAAUGUACUGUAAGGUUUUCAAAAACUUGAUUAAUACAAUUUCAGACUUGGAGGUCGUUUAUUCAAUGUAAUUCCUUCUAACAAACGAUUCUAUGCAGAAAACACGGUUUGUUGCCCGUUUACAGGCAAAAUUGCAAUAAAACUUGAAGGCGGUUAUGUUGUACUGACCAAUAUUGAUUUUGCUCUUAAUGAGGUUAAGCUUCUUGACUUUACAUCAUACACAAAGGAAGUCACUCGUGUUAAUAUGAUAAAUCGAGGCAAAGAACUUCUCGUUCGUACUCAUUAUUUCAUACUGGUAUAUGACCUGCAUAGCAUGGAAGUAAAAGGAAAGUAUUGGCAAAAAGACAAAUUUGAAUUUCAAAUUGUACAGGACGGUACUAUUUUUGAUUAUUAUACGAAAAAAGAAUACAAAAUUGACGCAGUACACCCGAAUGGUACUAUAAACUACGUCAAUGCGUACGAUAACUCUAAAUACAUUGGAGUCCACACAAGGGAUAAUAAGCUUGUCAUAAUCAACACAGAGACAGAUGAAAGACACGAAGUUUGUAAAUGGACACUCAAAAUGGUUGUUGUUUACGUGAUUAAUGAAAACGAUUCUGUACUUAUCCAAGGUAGUUUUUAGUUUAUAUAGUGUGUAUAUAAAAAAAUUAAAUAGAAGACAACCUAUACCAAGGUUGUCUUCAAUUACGUGUUUUUUUUUAAUUUUUGAAUAGUCAAGUUUUUAAAAUUUACUAAUUUUAGAGGGCUUAGCAGGUCGGAUAUACAGUAUCAAACAGAAACAAUUUGUGUUUAAUUACUCAGACCACACUUGGUUUUUAAAUUCUAAUGCCUUUUUUGAUUCAAUCGGUUUGGUAAGAUGUUUAAAAAAUUUUAUAUUUAAAAAGGACUCAUUCUAGUCACCUUUUGAUUGGCCACCUUAGUUCCCGUAAAGUAAGACUAGGACUAUUUUAAACACGGUAACGGUCUCUCUAUACGGUCCGAUCUGAUUGUCUUUUCUUUCCAUGUUUUGAAAUAACCUUGAAAUAAGGAUAAAAUGUAUAAUAUAUCAAUAUAAUCUUUGUGUUAAUAUUUAGUUUACAUUCUACAACAAACAAUCAACUCAAUGGCAAACAGUUAAGAUAGAUCCGAGUCUUCGAUUGAGUUACAGAUAUCAGGUUUACUGCAGUGUAGGCUUUGUGCCAAUGCCAAACAACAAACUCAUGGAAUCUUAUAAAAAUAAUGUUUUAGAACGUAUUUAUUUGUGUUUUAAAAAAGGCAAGUUUUAAUUUAUUUUUUUCUUAUUUAUUAAAAAAAACAAGUUCACAUUAUUAAACCGUACUGAUUUGGGCUAAUUGAAUAAAACUUUUGAAUUCGUAAUAUAUUUAUAUCAUCACAAAAACUUAGCAUAUGACAUCCGACAGUGACAGUACUAACAAUACGUUCGUGGUAUAAAAUCGUUUUGUCUUACAUUUUGUUAGCAAUCUAGUAAAUUCAAUGUUAAUUUCAGACAGCGUCCGAGUAAAAACAUUCAGUACCAAACUAAAACAAUUAUCCCAGAAUGAACGGCGAUCAGACAUUACCUCCUACUAUCAUCCACUCUGUUUUUUGUCAAGAAUGAGGUAUUGGCCAGACAAAUCAAACGAUUUCUUGAAGCCGUUCAUUCAAAUGGAUAGUUUAACUCCUGUUGUAUCAGUAGUUGACGCCAGAACUGGGACCGCAAAAUAUCUGAGCUUUUAUAAAAGCAGCUGAGAUCUAUACCAAAAGUAAAGAACAAUUCAACGAUUAUGUUACAAUAUAUAUUACAAAUUGGUUCCAGGUUUAUUAAUCUUUCUAUCAAGCAAAUAAAAUGGUUUUACAAAAAAAAUUUAUAAAAUACAAACCGUCAAUUUGUACUUUAAUUUAAGUUUUAUUAUUUUUUGCGAUAAGCAGUAACGACAUAUUUAAUAGACGUAUAUAAAAUGCGUUUUUUAAUUGAUGUUUAUUCUUCUUAUUUUGAAGACAACAUUUAGAAAUCGAAAUUUAUAGUAAAAAUAUCCAUAAAAUGCGUCAUCUAUAAUUUAUGAGUCCCUUCCAAAAUUACAAAAUUUGAAUAAAAUUAGUACGAGAUGUUGAGUAAACAUUUCAAAAAACUCAUUUCGGUUGAAAUUCAUUCAUUGAUUUGGUGGUUGCGACAAUGGCGGCGCUUCCCUUAUUUCGGCUAGUCCAGGUGUUCCUCUUACUAACUCUUCUCUUCGCCAUUGUGUUCUUGGCCCCAAUCUGUACUCCGCUGGUCCCUUACGAGCCAUGCCCGGUUGAGAAUGAAGCCGUGAUGAAGUCGAUUGAUGUGUUUGGUCAAAAUGCAACGGUUGUUAACGUGAAUGAGAGCUUCGUACGACAACAACGUUCGUGUCUGAAAUUGACAUACGGCGAUCUGCUACAGGUGCCGGACAUCAGUAAGACGGAUGCCAGAAGUGUGGUUAUCACCUUCUUCGUGGUUAUGAUUGCUGCUACGACUGUGGACCUCUUCGGCGCAAUUUGCACACAAUGCGAGAAGAAGGUCGACUCCAAGCUUGAUGUGAGUUUGUAUUUUUGUUAUUAUAUGUCUUUCCAAUGCAUUUUAAGUCCAAAAGUUAUUAUUUGAAGUAUUUUUAGAUGCUAUUUUGACGUAAAUAAUUAUAGAUUUUAUUUUUCAGUUUUACAUCCGUGCCAUCACCAUCAUCUUGAGCUGCAUCGAGUUCCUUCAGCUGAUGUUGUGUCUCUUCAUCUACUUGAAAUGGACCGACUUGUGGGGUGUUGAGAAUGGCAUUAUCCCAGAAAUGCCUGUCAACAUCUAUGCCAUUACAGUAAGUUAAAAAAUUUAUGACAGAUACUGUAAUUUGUUUAAAAAUUAAAGAAAAAGUUCAAUUGACUUUUUUUUAUCAAAUCGAUUAAUUUAAUUUUUUUAUAUAAAAAAUGAAAUUUCGAGCAAAUUUUGUUACCUAAAUCAAAAAAAUAUUACUAAAAUGUCAUAGAUAUAAGCUAUUGUUCAUAUGUCAAAAAUGUCAGUGGUGGUGUGUAAUAUUGUUUUAGCUUCUGGUGCUGCUCAACUUCAUUCUCUCUUUUGUGGAUUCGUUUGUGUUCACUCCGAGAGUCGACAUGGUCAAGGUGGACAACUUGCGGGGUACCAAACGCAGCUACCAUUUGCCAGGCGGCGGCUACGAAACUCUGAACGAGUAG